UUCUCCUAGGCAGCCUCUCCCCCUUCCGCCGGUUGCCAGGCAGACACACCUCUCCAAACGGAGCCCGCUGCUCACCUCUUCUCUUCCAGCGCGAGGUGGCUUUUCCACGGCUUCCUGGAAAAGACACGCGUUUUUAACAAGAUGGGAAAUCGCCGGCGGCUGUUGCUGAUUUCCAACUCCACUCUCUACGGAGGAGGCUAUCUAGACCACUGCCAGGAAAAACAGAUCAAGACCUUCCUGGGGGCGCAGGUGAGGAAAGUUUUGUUUGUCCCCUAUGUUCUUCAUGACCAAAUUGCAUAUGCUACACUGGCAAGGGAGAAGCUGGAAAGUUUAGGCUAUGGAUUAGACAGUAUCCAUGAAUCAAGCGAUCCCAGAGAAGCUGUAACAAAAGCUGAGGCAAUAUUUAUUGGUGGUGGCAAUACUUUUCGUCUUUUGAAAGCUCUUUACGACAAUGAUUUGAUACAGCCAAUCAGAAAACGAGUUCUUGAGGAUGGUAUCCCAUACAUUGGAUCCAGUGCAGGAACCAAUGUAGCAACCAUAAGCAUCAACACAACAAAUGAUAUGCCCAUUGUGUAUCCACCUUCUUUGACAGCUCUCCAAUUGGCUCCUUUCAAUAUCAACCCACAUUACUUGGACACAGAUGUUAAUAGCACUCAUAUGGGGGAAACUCGUGAAAAAAGGAAUAUGCAGUACCAUGAAGAACCAGAUACACCUCCAGUGUUAUUCAACUUUUGAGCCUCAAAGGAACCA
Pseudonaja textilis is the source of this 750-nucleotide messenger RNA. The record is from RefSeq and is a predicted model, not a curated record. NCBI's taxonomy places the organism in Eukaryota, Metazoa, Chordata, Lepidosauria, Squamata, Elapidae.